Molecule: messenger RNA, 1851 nt
Organism: Oikopleura dioica
Lineage: Eukaryota; Metazoa; Chordata; Appendicularia; Copelata; Oikopleuridae
Source: the annotation of a GenBank genome assembly
AUGGCGAAGGGGCUGUGGGGUUUAGUCGCACUCCUGCAGCAUGCGUCUGCAUUUUACGUGCCAGGAGUUGCGCCAAUCGACUUCGCUCAAGAAGACAAAGUUGAAAUCAAAGCUGUUAAAAUGACUUCUUCAAAGACACAACUGCCAUACGAGUACUACUCACUUCCUCUUUGUAAGCCGGAAAAAGUUGUUUACCAGACAGAAAAUCUCGGAGAAGUCCUCCGCGGUGAUAGAAUCGUCAACACUAACUACGAUGUGCGAGUUGGAGUCGACCAGGAGUGCACAAUCCUCUGCACUCAACCAAUUACUUCUGAAGAGCGAGACGCUUUCGUCAAGAAAAUCAAGGAAGCAUACACUGUUCACCUCCUCGCUGACAAUCUCCCCAUUGCCACCAAAUGGAAACUUGAAGACGAUGUAACACAAUACGAGCAUGGAUACAAACUCGGUAUCGUCGAUGGCGAAGAUUUAUUCAUCAAUAACCACUUGGAGCUCAACAUCAAGUACAACAAACAAUUCGACGACGUCCUUGGCGAGCAGUAUCGAGUUGUUGCAUUCGAAGUCAGUCCGAAAUCCGUAGCUACAACUAACCCAGGCGACGACAACUCUUGCUCGAUCGAUGUCAACGAUAAACACAUGAAAAUUGAUGAUACGGUCUCUCAAAUUAGCUUUAGCUACUCUGUUCAUUGGGAAGAGUCACAGAUCCGAUGGGCGUCAAGAUGGGACACUUAUUUGGAAAUGGGAGAUGUUCAGAUUCACUGGUUUUCGAUUGUCAACUCCAUCGUUGUUGUCUUCUUCCUUGCUGGUAUUCUCGCCAUGAUCAUCGUCAGGACGCUUCGCCGCGACAUCGCCCAGUACAACAAGGAGGAUGACGAACUGGACGAGGCGAUGGAAGAAACUGGCUGGAAACUUGUCCACGGCGACGUUUUCCGACCACCGCAGUACUCUUCAAUCUUGUGCGCAUUUAUUGGCUCAGGAGUACAAAUUGGCCUUAUGGCUAUGAUCACUAUCGUUGUUGCUAUGUUUGGAAUGCUUUCGCCGUCAGCAAGAGGCUCUCUUGUCACAGCUGGUUUUUUCUUGUUUAUGUUUAUGGGCAUCUUCUCUGGAUAUUUCUCUGGGCGACUUUACAAAACAGUCCGGGGCCAGAGCUGGAAGAGCGCAGCGAUUUGGACGGGUCUUCUCUACCCAAGCAUCACUUUUGGAACUUGUUUCCUUCUCAACUUCUUCAUCUGGGGCCAGAAGUCUUCUGGCGCUGUUCCUUUCACAACAAUGCUCGCUAUUCUCUGCAUGUGGUUCGGUGUUUCGCUCCCUCUCGUCAUGACUGGUUAUUACUUCGGCUUCAGAAAGCAGCCUUACGAAGCGCCCGUCCGAACAAACCAGAUCCCUCGACAGGUGCCAGACCAACCAUGGUACAUGAAUUCGUUCGUUUCUCUUCUUAUGUCUGGAGUGCUCCCGUUUGGUGCAGUAUUUAUUGAGCUCUUCUUCAUCUUCACGGCCCUAUGGGAAAACGAAUUUUAUUAUCUCUUCGGAUUCCUUUUUCUUGUGUUUAUCAUCCUCAUCAUCGCUUGCUCUCAAAUCGCCAUCGUCAUGGUUUACUUCCAGCUCUGCGCCGAAGACUACAACUGGUGGUGGAGGAGCUUCUUCGUCGGUUCGGGAAGCGCAUUCUACGUCUUCCUUUAUUCAAUUUUCUACUUCUACACCAAGCUCGAGAUCACCUCGUUCGUGCCAACUCUUUUGUAUUUUGGCUACACGGCUCUGAUUACGUUGACGUUCGCAAUUUUCACGGGCACGAUUUCAUUCUACGCCUCCUUCGCCUUCAUCAACAAGAUCUACGGCCAGAUCAAGAUCGACUGA